UCUAAAGAACACGCACACAUCUAACGAGAAAAAGGUAUCCAAGAGCCCGAAGAGGUACACCUAAAAAUCCCUGCAGCACCGUAUGCGUGCCCAAAAACUGAACUGCACGUCCGUCCCACCGUUCGACUACAGUAGCAUCACCCCCUCCCUGUCCCACUCUAUACCAAAACGGAAGAUUGCCGACUACAGCAUACUGCUGUCUGAAGUGCUGUCUGUAAAAAAACACCAUGGUAGGAAUGGAACAAGCAGCUAA
Molecule: messenger RNA, 253 nt
Organism: Ectocarpus sp. CCAP 1310/34
Lineage: Eukaryota; Phaeophyceae; Ectocarpales; Ectocarpaceae
Source: the annotation of a GenBank genome assembly